Molecule: messenger RNA, 996 nt
Organism: Penicillium lagena
Lineage: Eukaryota; Fungi; Ascomycota; Eurotiomycetes; Eurotiales; Aspergillaceae
Product: homocysteine S-methyltransferase family protein
Exons: 3
Coding region: 1-996 (331 amino acids)
Source: RefSeq, a predicted model, not a curated record
AUGGCCUCAGUGCAGAUUCUGGACGGUGGCCUGGGAACAUCCUUGCAAGACAAAUACGGAGUCAAGUUCGACUCCUCCACCCCACUCUGGGCAUCCCACUUGCUGGUCGCUGAUCCAGCAACCCUACAAGCCUGCCAGCAGGAUUUCGUGGCUGCUGGCACAGAUGUGCUUCUGACAGCAACCUACCAAGUAUCUGCCGAGGGGUUUGAACGAACAAAAACCGCAGAUUUCCCAAGUGGCGUCCCGAAAAGUGCAAUCGGGCCUUUUCUUCGUACCGCGCUAGAUGUUGCAGAGCAGGCAAAGGCCAGUGCAAACACCAAGAUUGCUCUCAGCUUGGGCCCAUAUGGCGCGUGCAUGAUCCCAGGACAGGAGCCCUAUUUCGCUGGCAUCUCGAUCGACUGCGCCUCUUUGCGGGAGGCUGAGAAGAAUCUAAUCCAGCGUGUGCAGUAUGUUGCCUUUGAGACAUUGCCGCGCCUCGAUGAGGUUCGUGCUGUUAGAAGAGCAAUUCGUGCUGCGGCGAUUGAAGUCCCGUUCUGGAUCUCGUGUGUCUUUCCUGAAAAGGAUGAUGUUCUACCAGACGGGAGUUCAAUUGAGCAGGUUGUCAGUGCUGCUGUGGAUUUAAGAGAAGGUGCUGGCGCUCCGUGGGGCAUUGGAAUCAACUGCACGAAAAUACACAAGCUUCCGAAUUUGGUGAGCAAGUUCGGCGACAGUGUUGCGGCCAGAGUGGCUGCUGGCCAUCUGGCAACUGCCCCUUGUCUUGUCUUGUAUCCCGACGGGACCAAUGGCGAGAUUUACAACACAUCCACGCAAACAUGGGAGAGGCCGACCAAUGCCAGAGAUGACGCAAAAAAACGGUGCCCUUGGGAAUUACAGCUUGCUCAAGUUGUCCAAGAUGCGACAGCAAGUGGAAAUUUUCACUCGUUCCUUGUUGGUGGCUGUUGCAAGGCUUCUCAUGCAGAUAUUGAAAAACUUCAUGAUCGACUCAAAAAUCAGUGA